UCGCAAGACGCCAUGCACAGCGACGAGAUCGACGCUUCCAAGCCGUAUGCAUGCGACGUGACGGUCGAAGACGUGCGCAUCACGACCAAGGCCGAGUACCAAGUGGUCGUGCGCGUGAGCUUCUUCUCGGAGCGGACGCGGUCCCGCUGCACGAGCACAUGGAGCGUGUGGCGGACCUUCUCGAUGUUCCGGUCGCUCGACCAGCAGCUCCGGAAGCGCAAUGCGAACCACAUGAAGGGCAUCAAGUUCCCGUCCCUGCAUCGGCGCCGAACGUUCUUCCGCACGCACUUGCAGCCGUCGUUUCUGGACGCGCGCCGCGUCGAGCUCGAGGCGUACAUGAAGCUUGUGGUGCAGUCGCCCGACGUCGUCGCGUUCCACGUCACGUCGAUCGAGUCGCAGUCGCUCAAAACGUUUGUCGCCUACGUCAAUGGCUUUGGCCAAAACAUCACGGAACAGCCGCGCUCUGCCGAUGGUAGGGCCGGCGGCGGCAUGUUCCAGCGCCCUAAACCCAACGUAGCCUCGAUGAGCCUCUCGGCCAACUACCGCUGGUCAGGCACAGGCUUUCUGGGUGGGAACCAGCUCAAGCCCGAUAUGAACCGCGCAAACGACUCGUUCGUGCCCAUCAACCCGCAGCAGUUCAACCAGAGCUUCAUGCAGCGCCAGAGCAUCGCCGGCGCGUCCGCGGGCUUUGUCCCGCCGCCCUCGGCCCGGUCGUCGGUCGGCGGUACCAGCGCCGCGCCUUUGAUUGCAGCGCUCGAGUCGGCCCGCGCCAACGACAGUUUGCACAAGGUGCCCGAAGACCCGAAUGAAAAGUUGACGGCCGUGACUGUGCCCGCGCACGUGAACCCGAUCGUCGAGAAGGAGCGCGGCAAGAUGGAGCUCGAGCUUCGCGCCGCGGGGCUGCAAGGCGUCGGCAUGCCGCCGGACGGGUCGUGCUUCCUCCACUGCCUCGUGUACGAGCUCUUCCCGAUGAAAUGGGAGUGCUUUCUCGAGUACCCGGCCACCAUGUCGAUGGUCAACGUCGGGUCGGCGGACGGCGUAGCCCCGCGCCGCAUGGCAGCUGCCGCCAAGAUGCGCACGGAGCUGAGUCGCUUUGCGCUCGAGCACGUCGACGCGCUCAGUGCGUUCCUCAUGACGCCGGUCGACGAGCUCACGACGCGGUACCAAACGUUUGGCGACUGCAUCGACGAACAGGCCACCGUCGCCGAGCUCUACGCAGCUGCCACGAUGUUGAACCUCGAGAUCGUCUUGAUUACGAACGACACGGCGUUCCAGAUCGAUCCGGUGCUGCCAUUGCCCGACGUGCCGUCGGUCCGCGAGGCCGGCAGCAGCCGCCACACACUCACGCUCGGCUACAUGACGCCGACGGCCGAGAACGGCGGCCACUACAUUGGCACGCGCACGAUCCAGCUCACGAGCAAUUCGUUUGCCGGGGGCUUCUUCUCCAACUCGGCGCGGAAUUCGUCGGUCGCGAGCCGCCUCAGCGCGCAGCGGGCGUCGUUGCAGCCGCACCCGCCGCUCACCGCAGCUCAAGCUGCGACAUAG
Saprolegnia parasitica CBS 223.65 is the source of this 1545-nucleotide messenger RNA. RefSeq lists its product as hypothetical. NCBI's taxonomy places the organism in Eukaryota, Oomycota, Saprolegniomycetes, Saprolegniales, Saprolegniaceae. The transcript has 2 exons. Gene Ontology annotation, molecular function: phosphatidylinositol binding. The coding region runs from base 13 to 1545 and encodes 510 amino acids. The record is from RefSeq and is a predicted model, not a curated record.